AAAUCGGGUUACUGUUUCGCGAUCGUCCAUUAAGGAAUGAUUUGUUUGGACUUGAUAAUAUCCCAUAUGAAUGCGAUGAAUUACUCAAACACCGUUAACGCAGUAUCUGUUGGUUUGCAUUCCACAUUUGCGCGCAUUCCGACGCGUUCGUUUUCAGCCACCUUGCAGCUGCUAUGAUUAUUAUCGUUGACAUUACUAAUGUUCCGCCCGCGAUACGGGCACUUCCCGAACUCUUCGUAAUUAAUGUUCUGCGUGCCAUUACAGUUUAUCCACUAAUGCGUUUUGCCGAUGUGCAUUUUACGGAUAAUUUACACAAUUAUAGUCAUUUUUGCUCUUUUCGUUGUCGGUACUUUGACAGCAUAAUAUACAUGAGAAUGAGUACCGUAUGUAGCGCAGUAUAAAUAAAAGCGGACAAUAUUUUCGGGUGGUUUUCUUUUAGCAUUGUUUUGCUACGAUGAAUGAAAGUAGGUGAACCCUUCCACCAUGAUGUUGUUGUGCCUGUGAAUGGACCGAUCCUUUCCGGUUGAACGAUCGAAAUUGUGGGACCUAAUUAACGCCCGCGUGGGAUCGCCUGAAUUCUGCAGUGUCCGGUGAAGGUUUGAGGGGAUAAUCAUUCAAUAGCCUGAAGCCGACCUACUGUGCAUUAUAAAUCAAAGUGCGCGUACACCGUACAUUCACUACCCUACUUGUAGGAUUAUUUUUGUCUUGUGAUAAUAUAUCAGUGCCGACAGCUCAACAAGGAUUUAUUGGUAUUUAUCAUCAACAAAGAACCACAAUAAAUCAGUGCAGUAUCUGUUAAACUACCAUCAGUGCUUAUCUGUGCGCCAUCCGCCGUCCAAAAGCGUAAUUAUACUAGACCGCGUGCGAUGACAAAGUGCCGCUCGUGGCAAAAUUCAAAAGGAUACGAAAAUUCAAAUUCCGCCCCGUGCUCGAUUGGCAUUUUCAAUUCAUUUUGGUCUGCCGUGUCAGUUUCUUUACACAGCCGUGCGAUUUGCAACGCCAUAAAUGAGCAUGAUUUGACUGUAAAAAAAUUAUCCGCUGUCUGAAUUGUACUAGUACUCGUACUAGUACAACAGUAUUAUUCGUGGUUUUUUGAAAACAUACCGACAGAUACCGUUUGUCGUUGUUGUAACUUUUGUUUAGCCUUUUCUGGCUUUAGUUUUAUCUACUUGAUUAUUAUAAAAAAAACUGUAUUAUUGUACUGAAACAGGCAAGAGCCAUAAAAUUCGGUCUGCAGGAAAUCAUGAUUUAGAGGCUUAGCAGGAGCUGGUGUAACUUGGUAGCUUGUUAAAGUAAUGAAAGAUCAAACCAGGCAGUGUCUCCACUGCAUUUCAACAACGUCUUUUUUAUACUAGGCGCUGUUUUGAUGUUUGAUAUUCAAAUCUUUUCAUCGCAUUCGCGGAUAACCGCUUCGGGGAGUCCCCUUUUAUUCAUAACACGAAAAUAUGAAAUUCAUCAAUUGACCCGGAGAGUGGAGACACCAGACUUACGCAUACGUAGUCUAAAAUCAACAUCUAAUUGCCUCCAGAAUUUCCCUGCUGAUUAUAAAAGUCUACAGCACUAUGUACUUAUAACCUGGGAUAACACAAACUUUCUUAAAAGAAAUUCAAUAGCAACACGCAUGGCUUCUCUAGCACGGCUGAACGGUAAACUUUCUUUCGGGAUAGGAUUCGUGUUCUACACUUCUAGUACACAAGCAAGAACGAAAAUAAAUGCGGAUAAGUAAAUACGUAUAUAGUACGUAGCUGGACGUUAAAAGGAGAUGGCAAUUGCGACUGCAUUUUGGUCAUGCCAGUCAUUCCGCCCUACACUGCCCCAAGCCCCCCAAACGAAAAUGCCAAAAAUCGAAGUUUUUGGAAUCUUCAGAAUCGGUCUGCCAGAGCGGAAAUUCCGAACGCGACGAAAUUCCGAGCGCGACGAUAAUUACCAGCCAAUGGCAGCAUUCUCGGGGUGGGCAUGAAUUUUAAUUUCGGCCGUCAUUUUCAUUUUCGACUGGCAUGUUCAUCCCGCCCAAGAAGAUCGCACUGGGCACACUGUCAAACAAAAAGCAUUUGCCCUUUAAGGGAGAACGAAUAUUAGCAAGCUGUAGUUGCACCGGAAACCUACAAGCACAAUUGGGAACAAAAUAGGAGAAGGCUUUCCUAUAGGCUAUAAACUUGUACACACAUACUCCCGUAAAGCCGGUUUAUACCGUGCAUGACGAUGCGCUCAAUAGAUUCGAUCACGCAAGGCCCAACUCUUCAUCGGCUGACAGUUGAGAGACGCAUCCUUGUAAAUGUCUUGCCCGGUUUACGGCAACAAAAUGCCCGUGUAAUCUUUUAUCCUUAUGGCAUGUACGGUCAUUUCCUCCUUACGUGCAGCAGCUGUAACUAGUCGGUGUGCUGUGUUUAUCCACAUUAUAAUGAAGGCUGCAUUCCCAAUCAGUUGUACUAUAUGGUAACCGAGUGGACGCGGACGCGCCGUCAACCGUUUCCAGAAUACUAAUGCUACGGGAAUCGGCAUACAAUUGUAAGCUGUUUCGAUGUGGUUGUGUGACCGCUUUAUGACAUGGCGGGCUUUGUGCCCCCAUGGAUGAACUUGGAUCCCUUUGGAUCAGUUUAUUUUGCCUGGUUGGUGUUAAUAUCGUCCAGCGUCUGCUACAACUGGUACACCGUACCAUUACGGAUGGCGUUCGAACAAGUCCAGCACGGAUUGUGGUGGAUUCCGGAUUUUAUCUGUGAUAUUUUCUACAUAAUGGAUAUCGGCGUGCAUUUUCUAAUGAUUACCCCAUAUUCUGGGAUCAUUGAACAAGACCUCCACCGCUCCCGACAGUUGUAUAUGAAAUCUGUGGUGUUUGUAUUGGAUGUCGUCAGUAUCGUGCCAACUGACUUUGCUUAUUUUUUCCACACUCGUCAAGGAGGAAAUUGGGCAUGGCGGCUCAAUCGUUGCCUUAAAGUUCACCGCGUCUUUGAAUGUAUCGAACGUAUGACCAGUCAUUCUUCCUUUCCCAUGGCCUUCCGACUGGGUCGGAUUCUUUUCUACCUUUUGGUUCUAAUUCAUUUAACCGGCUGUGCGUAUUACUCCCUUAAUGUGUACAUUGGAUUUGGGUAUGACGGAUGGACGAUCGAAAAUUACGGUAAUUCCAGCGAAGGACAAUUUGUUAAUUUGUACGUGCGUUGUUUGCACUGGGCUACUGUGAUUCUGGCUGACGAAGGGGAUAAUUCUAAAGCCUCACUUGUCAUCGAAUUGUUGUUCCGCUGCUACUUCACUCUCAAAGGUCAUAUACUGGUUGGUACCAUUAUCGCUAUCGUGGCCUCCAUAUUCGGAAACAAUCGGCGCAAACUAACGCGUUUUCGUCAGCAACUGGAUGGAAUUAAGACAUACAUGGCAUUCCGACAUGUUGAUGAAGAGAUGCAGGACCGCGUGUUAAAAUGGGCCACCUUCAUGUGGGAAGAGAGAAAAUUUCAGAACAGCGAAAAUGAUCUGGAGAUCUUACCGGUGCCGCUGCGGAGGAGCAUUGCCAAAGCGGCACAAAUGGACACGUUUCAGAGAGUGCAGUUGUUUGUCGACUGUGAGCCUCAGUUUUUGGAAGAACUGAUUAUGCGCUUGGAGCUACAAGUGUUUUCUCCUGGUGAUCUUAUCUGCCGGAAAGGAGACGUUGGGAAAGAAAUGUACAUCGUGCGCAGUGGGACGUUACAGGUGGUAUCGGAGCAGGGCGAAGUCUUCGCUAAUCUGGCCCAGGGCAGCGUUUUCGGAGAGAUUAGCUUAUUAAGUAUUUUCACCAAACACGAGAAUCGUCGAACUGCCAACGUCCAAAGUUUUUCUUACUCCGAACUCUUCAGUUUAUCCAGUGGAGACUUUAAGGAGGUUCUGGAGAGUUUCCCUGUAGCCCGGGAAAAGAUGAUCGCCAAAAGCAGAGAGCUACUGAAAGAUCGCACGCUGUCGGAAGUGGUACAUACAAAUGCCGAUGAAGACACGGAUUUGAGCUAUAAAAUCGAAAGACUGCAGAAUCUAUCCCAAGAGACGGUCCUUUUGAUUGAAUCGUUUACCAAGACAAUUAUAACCGAUACGGUCAAACUCAAAAAACGCCUGGCUGCUCUGGAGGCGCUGGCAUCCAACCGGGAGCGACCACAUCCGACAAGGACAAAAGCCAAAUUAGCCUUUGCUCAAACUCCUGUUUAGCCCUUUUGCACUGACUUAUAAGCUACCACAAUGUCUUUGUAUAUCUUCCUUGCCGGUGGCGCCUUUUCUCCAUGUUGAUACAUCAAUAGACAUGCCUGAUCAAUAGCCUUUUGGGAAUUUUGUUGUUGCUUUGAUUUGCGUAGCGUUUGUUAAACUUGAUGAAAAAUAU
Messenger RNA from Paramacrobiotus metropolitanus, 4330 nucleotides. RefSeq names its product cyclic nucleotide-gated cation channel alpha-3-like. Gene Ontology annotation, cellular component: plasma membrane; intracellular cyclic nucleotide activated cation channel complex. The transcript has 3 exons. The record is from RefSeq and is a predicted model, not a curated record. Gene Ontology annotation, biological process: monoatomic cation transmembrane transport. The coding region runs from base 2548 to 4161 and encodes 537 amino acids. Gene Ontology annotation, molecular function: intracellularly cAMP-activated cation channel activity; protein-containing complex binding; cGMP binding. Lineage: Eukaryota; Metazoa; Tardigrada; Eutardigrada; Parachela; Macrobiotidae.